CUUCUUCAAGGAGACGCUCAAUAAGCAUCCAAAGGACAGACAUUUCCUGCUAAAAGUGGAAAAGGAUCUAACUGAAUUUGUGCAGGAAAAGAGCCGCGGUGAAUUGCGCUUCCCACCGGCUUCUUCGUACAACCGCAUGUUGAUACAUCGUACAGCGGCCUUCUUUGGCAUGGAGCACAAUGUCGAUACCGAGACACAGCAAUGCGUUAUUGUGGCAGCCACAAAAAACACACGCAUACCCGAGAUUCGCUUCAAAUCGUUGGUGCGCGAUCAUCGCGAGGAUUCACGCAAAUCAAUAUUGAAGCGCGAUACGCACAGCUUCGAUGAGGCACGUCAAAGUAGUUACCUGUGUCCGGAUCGUGGCAGCAUGCUUGAUCGCAAGGCAAAGAGUUUUGAAGAGCGCGAAGAGGACUAUGAACGCGCGCGCAGUCGCAUUUUUAAUCGCAGUCAAAAUGACAGUGGCGAGGCCAUGGACGAUGGCUACAUGAAUGUCAGCUGGACGCAAUCGGUGGAACAGCAACAGCAGCAGCAGCAGCAACAACAACAUCAGCAAAAUCGGCCACGUCCCAAUGGCAAAAUGAUGAAAAUGCAGAAUUCAAAUGAUUCACGCGAUGGCCGUUCUGGCGGCGGCGCUGUACCCAAAGUGCACAACUACAAUAACUACGGAGGCGGACCAUCACAAGGUGGUGGCGGUGGUGGUGGGCCGCCUAUGAUGCGCGGCGACUCGGCAAACUCAAACAAAAACAGUGGUGGUGGUGCGCGUUCAUUUUCUAAACAAGAUUCAGCUGGCAGCACAAAUACACCUUGGCGCUUGUCGCCCUCCAGCAGCGGUUCAAUCUAUCACUUUGACCCAUCCAAUCUGCCACCUAACCAACAGCCAACAUACCAUCCAAAUCAAGGCAACAAUACCGCCAACUACGCACAACAGCAAUCGCCACCACAGCAGCUGCAAGCGCAGCCACAGCAACAACAAACGCUCGAUACCAAUAUAAAAAAGAAUAAAGGUACACAUCAGAUAUCAUCACCAUCACCAGUUGCAUCACCGGCCACAACACCAACACCGAUGCCACAGCAACAAAUUCACUGUAAGAACGUGCCAUGCAAUGAAAGUGUUGUUACCAUUCCGCUAGCUGAAUCUGUAUCUGAAUCCUCUACCCAGACGGUGGCUAUGUGCGGCGAUGUAAACUGCGAUGGAAUUGGCAUGGAAAUGGCAAUGAAUGCCACUGAAGAAGCGUCCACCCAAUUGAGUGCUGACGAGUGCGAUAACACAUCUGCCACUGGUUGUCUGAGCAUUACCACCACAACUUCCACCAAAAGUUAUGAUCGUAUCGAGGUGCAGAAAUUUAAAAAUCAAGCAACUAGCCCUAAUAUUCCAGCUGAAAAGGAGGAUAUGUCAAAGCGUGAAAAUUUAGUAGCAUCUUUAGAUGCCACAAACAUGCAACCAGCAGCAGCAACGCAGCCACCAGCACCACCACCACCACAAAGUCAAACGCCCACAAAUAGUGUCAACGUACCAUUGCAGCAGCGUGAGACACCACAUUCUGCGCGCUCAACACCGUUCAGUACCAGCGAGUCAACAAGUCAACCGAAGAAUCGCGCUUCCGAAGAACCUAAACCCACUACGUGGACAUAUACGCAAAGUUACCAGGCACCAGACGGUUCCACGGUAUUUCAUACCACCACAACACCCAGUGGCACACCAUAUUGCACUACAACAUAUCAGCAGGGGCCUGAUGGUAGCGUUUAUGCCAUUCCACAGGGCAUGGUUUAUGCCUAUCCGCCGCCAGUUGAGGGUGAAGUGCAGAGCUAUUUUAUGCCUGUAUUUGAUCCAAAUCAGCCCCGUACCGAUGCCACCGGUCUCAUACAAGCUGGAGCACAGGCCAUAUAUCCGACUGCAGCUACGGCAGCGGCCGGAAGUACAGCUACAAUGGUACCAGUCGCAGCCGCAUAUCCGACCGCACAAUUUGCCACCGCCAAUGGUACGCCCAUCUACGCUCCUGGUCAAUUGAUAUAUUCGAGCGAUCAAUUUGCAGCAGCAAGUGCGGCGACAGUUGCUGCAGCAGCACCGGCGAAUGGACAACUGCAACAGAUACCGAUGACCACCUAUCCAAUCGGAUAUCCGUAUGCCUAUAAUGGUUACUGGAGCCAACCGAUGACCUACUAUGUGCCACAACAAGCGCUCACCAAUGCAGUUACAGCCACUCCGCUCUUACCAGCACCGCCACAGCCACAACCCCCUACAACAGCAACCGCCCAAUCUGUGGCCGGACCACACAUCACUAGCGGUAUAAAUAUCGCGAAUGGCCUUGUUGCAGCCACACCGGCGGCUGGACCGUCGUCGAACACCACCGUAGGGUCAUUAGGCAGUAGCAGUAGCCAUCUUGGCGGCAUUCAUACAAGUGGAAAUCACGGUGUUGGUGCAUCUGCAUCCACAAACAGCUAUCAGACGCAUAGCGGCACGACGUACUUUGGUACGGGGCGUGUUAAGCGGCCGACUUCCUCGCAUUACGCCAGCCACCAAAACAGCGGCCAUCAACUGGUUACGGCAGCUAUCCCCAGCAACGGCAAUGCAACUACCACAUAUCAAUUAGGACACGCAGUACCCACACUUACAUUGGCGCAUGCACCGGGUGGUGCAGCAGCAGCAGCAGCAGCCGCCGCCGCUGCGGCAGCAGCAGCUGUGAAUACAUCAACUGAUCUCAGCAUUGGCAGCGGAGCAGCUCCAGCCACAACCAUGUAUACGUUGCCUCAACAUGCGGCGCUCCUGCAUGCGAAUAUAUUUCCAUAUGCGCCCGCCGCCGCUGCCGCAGGAGCAGCUGCAGGCAUUGCCGCUGGCACACCACAAGUGCACACACCUGGCGCUCCACCAACGGCGGCAGCACAAUUAGCUGCCACCGGAUUGACUGGCACAGCGGCUCAUGCACAACAAACAAAUGCUGUGAUCACCCCAUUCUAUGCUCAUCACCCGCCCAUGACAGCUGCCACACAUCCCUCACAUGGCAGCACCGUGCAUACGCCCGGGCCGGCUGCCAUACCGAUUGUCGAUCCUAGCACGCUCACGGCCAUCUCGCAUGCAACACCGAGCGGUGCAAGCAGCACGAAUAAUGUAACGCCAGUGUACAGCGGCGGUGGUGGCGGAAGCGCUUCACAAUCGGCGCCCAGCACGCCACACUCUGUACCUAAUCAAACAGCACAGCGCAAUCCGCCACUCUUCUCCACACCGCCUAUUUUGAACUCGAAUGGCGGCAGCAAUAGUGGUGGCUACAGUGGCAGCUCUACACCACAGUAUUACACCGUGACCAGUGGACCAGACGGCAGUACAACGCUUAUGAGCAGCCCACAUGGCAGCUCUUAUGUGCAACACGAUAAACGCAACAACAAUACAAAUAUGGGUGGCAGCAAAAAACCACCGGCGUAUCCAAGCAACUCGCUAAGUCGGCAAAAUUCUACAUCCUAUAAUGGCGCCUCAAAUGGCAAACCGCCUCUACUAAGCGGCAACAAUGAUACGCGCGCUUCUCCCGGCAGCAGCAGCGGCGGCUAUCAGGGCUCACGUCCGCAUAGCAUGAACAAGCGUGGUGGAGGCGAUAAACCGCAGACACCGCUGCUUAGUGGUCCACCUAGCUAUGGCAGCGGUCCAACCGUGUCUGCUAUGAGCAGCAAUAACAAUAGCGGCUAUCACGUGCACCACAACAACUCACCAUCAGAUGCCAAGCCGCCUAUCCGAUUGAAUGCGGGAGCAGCUACCUUCCGGCAAAAGGGUAGCGGCGGAGUGGCUUAUGAAUUUCGACGCAGCGCUUCGCAACGUAACUCGCCAGGUACUGGGAACUCAAGUAGCAACGACAAUAGCAAUAAUACAUCACCGAACAGUAUAGUCGGAUCGAGUGGGGGCGGCGUCGGUGGUGGUGCGAACACACCCAAUUGCUAUGCCACUGGUGGCUAUGUGAACACUGGCAUCGGCAUAGCUGGCGGCACUAUGGUCGCUGGUGGUGGCGAUCAUCAAGCGAUCGCAACAGCAACUGGCACACCAUUGUACAUUGCGCCAGCACGUGGCGCACACAUUCCACCACAACUGCAACACGGUGGUAUGGUGGCGGCCGCCGCUGCUGCUGGCGGCACGGCAGCCGGACUGGCGGGUACACAACAGGCCACCACAGCUGCAGUGUUAGGUGGCGCCGCGGCAGCAGAAGUGGCGAAUGCGGCUGCAGCGGCCGUGGCGGCGACAGUGGCGCAUCAUCAACCGCUUUUGAGCGCUUAUCAGCCAGGUGCAUCGGGCGUUUACAUCAAGUACGGCCAAACGUAUUUUGCACACCCCUCAGUCGCUUUACCGAACAGCCGCCGCUCACCCUCAACAGAGUUGCGACCUGCAAUGGCGCCCGUCGCUGGCAUGUAUCCAACUGUCAAUAUGAUGAUACCAGCUGCUCCACGACAUACGCAAGGGCGUCAUCCGAAUCCCAACUACAAGGGUACGCGGCCACGUUAAAUGCAGCUGUACACUGUCCAGCAGCAGUCACAAAAAAUAUGAAAAAUCAGUGCUAACUGUGUCAAAAUAACACUAAAAAAGCAACUGAACAGGAGGAAUAUGCAAACGAUGACGCUAUACCAAAACCUAAAACUAAGUUUAAGCUAAAAAUACCCUAACCUAGUGAAACAUAUGCGUAGAUAAACAAUAAUUUAAACAAAAGAAGAAACAAAAAAAAAUAACAGAGCAUAUUAGUGAAAACGAAGACAUAAGAGACAACAAUAGAAACAAACGAGUUAGGCGGAAGCAAAGAAAAUAAACAGAAAUAAUCAGAUAACGACAAUUCGUGGCAAAUACCUUACCUACAUACCAUACAUUUAGAGUUAGUUAAGUAACUGCAACAGGACAUAGAAGCGAAAUUUUGAAACACAAAAAAAAAAUAAUAUUUUCCGGACCAUUUUACAGAAAAAAAAAUAUUUGAAAAAGAAAUUAAGAACAUCCACAAUUUUGGCAUUAUACAAGCAGAAUCGACGAAUCAGUUACGAAAAUCAAAUCAACCAAUUGCAUCCAUACAUAUGUAUGUACGUAUGUAGACAGAUAGAAAACCUACCUAAACUCAACAGCAAUAGCCAAUUUGAAAGUACAGCAAUGCAUCAUACAUACAAACUAAGAAUCUUCCACAAGCAUAAAGGUAAAGAAAAUACGAAAAAGGAGCUCUCUCAACAUAUACUGAAAUAUGUCGUGCCAUUGCUGAAAGAUGCAAACAUGUAAACAUACAGCAAACAACAACAAAAAAAAACAACAGAAAAGCAAACGAAUACAAGGUAAACACGAAUCCAUAAAUUAAAAUGACACAAAUAAAAAGAGACUGACUUGAGUUGCAUAUUGGCAAAAAAAAA
Rhagoletis zephyria (snowberry fruit fly) is the source of this 5358-nucleotide messenger RNA. Its product is annotated as protein encore-like. Lineage: Eukaryota; Metazoa; Arthropoda; Insecta; Diptera; Tephritidae. The record is from RefSeq and is a predicted model, not a curated record. Gene Ontology annotation, molecular function: nucleic acid binding.